This is a messenger RNA of Dracunculus medinensis (Guinea worm), 474 nucleotides long. Lineage: Eukaryota; Metazoa; Nematoda; Chromadorea; Rhabditida; Dracunculidae. The record is from the annotation of a GenBank genome assembly.
GAUCAAUCAAAUACUGAACAAUUAAAGUUCAGCGAAUGCUUGUGGAUCUGCGCGAAGCCGUUAAAUAGUUUCGAGCGAACGUAUCACUACCUUUUCACUAACUUUGACAAAGUCUGUGAAAAACUUGAAAAAUCAGCACACUGCUCUCGAAAAUGCCAAAUGAAAGAUCAAGGAAUUUUCUAUCAAUAUUCAACAUUUUAUCGCCUUCAUUGUAUUGAAUUUGAGGAAGGUUUGAAUCUUAUAAAAAUUAAAAAAAGGUUUGAAGAUUUAAAAAGUAUCUUUUCAAUUUUUUGCUCAGAAUUCAAUGAUGCGAGUAAAUUACAGAACUUGAGAAACAUAGUGGAUUGCUUCAUUGAUCUGAGCCAAAUUUAUGAAGAAGAAAAACAGAGAAGUGAACGUUGCAGGUUGAUAAUUAAAUUUCCAUCUAUUUUGCAAUUUUUUUCAACAGUCGGCACCACUUUUAUUUGGAUUUAA